UUAUUUGACGAAAUCCUUUUAAUGUCGUCUUCGAACACUUUUUGUUGUGUAAUCAAUAUUAGUCGAUUUAAUGCAAAAUUGUACUCUGGUACGGUGACGUACUUUGGGAAUGUUUGUUUAUGUUUCCUGCAUUUAUUGUAGAAACGAAAUAUGAAUGCUGUGACGCGAACUAAUUUACCUAGCGACGAAAAUAGCGUUAUAAGAGUGUCGUCGUCCGGGGAAGGAGGCAAUGUGGACACACAUGCGUAACUAAGACUUGCCGAAUCAUGUGUAUUGCGUUUUUCCUCAUUCGUGUUUACCACCGGUUUGUGUAUAGGCCAGAAGUCGCGACUGUGUUGGAGCCAUGUAGGACCAUGGAGCCACAAGUCAUUUUGUACGAGCGCGGCGGGGAGCAGACCGCGAGACGCCGGGUCAGCGCUGUUAUCAGCUGACGGGACGUGACGCCAACAGCGCGCCGGGACACGGGACAAAAUCUCACUGAGCCAUUGAUGCUCAAGUAAACAGCAGAAAGAAACGCAGUCCUCGUGUGAUUCGUGAGCCCGUCAUGCACUUCGAAGGCUAUCACACUCUGGAGAAUAUCAAUAACUGGUUCCAACAUCUAGCUGAGCAGCACAGUAACAUCGUCACUUUGGUCACUGCUGGUACUUCACAUGAGGGACGAAACAUCACCGGUAUAAAAAUAGCCCGAAACUCUAACCGGCCAGCAUUCUUCCUCGAAGCUGGUCAGAUCGGAGCUGACUGGCUAUCUCCCACUGUAGUCUGUUACAUUGUGGACCAACUGGUUCGCGGCGAUAACCCUGAUGCAUUGGCUGCGUCGAGAGAUUUCGAGUGGCAUAUCUUCCCUAGUGUCAACCCUGAUGGUUUUGAGUUUUCUGAUAACAAUGUUAGAUUAUGGACUAAAAACCGAAGACCACAACGCGGUAACCAGAUUGGAGUUGAUCUUACAAGAAAUUGGAACUCUCAAUGGGGAGUUCGCGGUGGAAGUUUCAGCCCAGUAGAAGCCAGCUUCAUCGGCAUCGGUCCUUUCUCCGAACCAGAAACCCGUGCUCUCUCCAGAUACAUGGAAUCUAUUGGUCACAAUCUAGCCGCAGUUUUGUCCUUCAGAGGUUUUGGGCAGAGGCUGGUUAUACCUUACGCACAUACGUCAGAGCCUUUGGACAACUACAAUGAAAUGAUUACUAUCGGACGGAGAGCAAUGGGUUCAUUAGCAGUGAAACAUGACACUCAAUAUUUAGUUGGAAAUUCCGCUGCAGUCCACGAUGGAUCAACAGGCGUGCUUGUCGACUGGGCAAAAUACAGGUUUAAGCCUCCAGUAGCAGCUACUUUCCUGCUCAGAGACAACAGCGGUUGGGGACACAUAUUACCUGUCGCACAGGUCUUGCCUUCCUGUGAGGAGACAUAUGAUGCAGUCAUAGCUAUCAUUAGAGAGGCGAAAUAUAUCAGCUUUAGACCGUUUUCACAUUAUCCGAUCCGAUAUCGGAUGUCGGAAGGAUUUCAAUAGAAAAAAUCCAAGAUGGCGCCUGUAAUGUA
Leguminivora glycinivorella is the source of this 1530-nucleotide messenger RNA. Its product is annotated as zinc carboxypeptidase-like. Bases 545 to 1501 code for a protein of 318 amino acids. NCBI's taxonomy places the organism in Eukaryota, Metazoa, Arthropoda, Insecta, Lepidoptera, Tortricidae. Gene Ontology annotation, molecular function: metallocarboxypeptidase activity; zinc ion binding. Gene Ontology annotation, biological process: proteolysis. The transcript is spliced from 7 exons. The record is from RefSeq and is a predicted model, not a curated record.